UUUUUCUGUUUGUUCCAACAUGUUCUUUGCCUUUUUCCUUCACUGUCUUCACUUUCAGUUAGAGAGGAGCACAGAGCCAGUCUUCAGGAUAUUCUGUGCUAUUCUCUUUUCAAAACACGGGAGGAACUGCUCGCUGAACUGGACGCCAUCACCUCUUCCUUCUCACAAACAGGCACACGAAUCAUCAUUUGGAAUCUGCGCAGAACGGCUACAGAUGCUACAGAGUUUGACUUUGAGACGGAUCGCUAUGACAUCCGAAUUCCCUCUGAGGUCUAUGAGGCAAUCGGUGACCCUUCAAAAGUUUCGGACAGGAUGACAUCCCAUAUUCCUGAGACUGUUUACUCUCUACGGGCAUAUUGCAGCAUUCUAUACCUAAAACCUCGGAUGCAGGUGGUGUUACGAAGUAAGACGGUCAAAACGGUGCUAAUUGCUAAAAGCCUGGCCUGCAUGAGAAAGGACUUUUACAAACCCAUCUUCCUGAACAAACGUGUUCCCAUACAUUUUGGUUUCAACACCAAAUCAAAAGAUCAGUACGGUGUCAUGAUGUAUCACAAAAAUAGGCUGAUCAAAGCUUAUGAGCGUGUGGGCUGCCAGCUCAAGGCCAACAACAUGGGUGUUGGCGUCAUUGGGAUCAUAGAGUGCAACUUCCUGGAUCCAACACACAACAAGCAGAGUUUCAUUGAGUCUGAUAAGUACAGAAAAACCAUGAACAAUUUAGGAAUAAAACUUGAAGAAUACUGGAAGGAGACGCAGUACAGGAUGAAACAGGAAGACCCAACCAACUCCAUACAGGUGGAGGACACCAUGAAGCAACCGGACCAGAACUGGAUUCAGUGUAAUGGCUGCCUGAAGUGGCGCAGACUCCCAGAUGGGAUUGAUUGCAGCAAGCUGCCAACUGAAUGGUUCUGCCGGAUGAACCCGGACCCUCAGUUCAGGAGCUGCCACGCAGAGGAGGAGCCAGAAGCCUCAGAUGAUGAACAACCAUCAUAUCGCAAAACCUACAAAGAACAGGAGAGGGAGGACAAGAUGAAAAAAGAGAAAAUACAGCAGGCUCGACAAAUUCUUGAACAGCAGGAGAAAAAACGUUUUGCUGCGAUCGCGGCACAAAACAAAGCUCUCAAAAAGCAACAUGACAAGCUGAGACGACAGCUGCAUGAAAUGUCUCCUUCUACCUCCUCAAACGUGGGCAGCAGCUCCCUCCUGGAAGGUGCUGUGAGGGCUGUGACCCCUCCCCUCAGAACUGCUACUAUUUCACAAGCGGCGGUGAGUCCUUCCAUGAACGACGGACUUCCAGUGGUCACUGUUGUGUCUUUGGUGUCUCCCAACCUCCCUGCUCUAAAAAGAGCACAGCCUUCUCCUCUGAGUACACCAAAAAGGCCCAAAGUGAAUCUCCCACACAGGAUCUCUGGAACAUUGGCAGAAAGGGACACACGCUCCCCCUCUGUGCCCCCUCAUAUGGAGGAUUCAGAUGACGACAUUUCCAUUUUGGAGGCUUGUAGCACGCCAAAGCCAGCAAAGCCUGUUGAUGAUGUAAGCAGAGUGAAAAAAGAGCAGACAGAAGAGGGCGUAAAUGGUGUCAGCAUGCUGUUGGAUUGUACUGACGACGCUGCCGUGGACCCCCCCUCUGAAAAAACCACUGCAGAAACGGGACGUCCCACAGUCAGUGCCACCACCCAGACAGAGGUGUUCAAUGUAAAGCUGGAGAAGGAGAGCCAAAGUCUAAAAGAAGGGAAUCGAACUGUAGAGCCGGGCACAUUUAGCACAAAUGCCACACAGAGCUUGAAUGCCCAAAGUCUGAAGACGACUGAGAUCAAGCAAGAGAAGAACAGUCAGGGUGAGGAGAACAUGCAGAACGGAGAGACACAUGUGGAAAAGAGUACUACUGAGAAGCAGCAGGAUGAUCUGUUGGAGCUUCUCCAAGACGCCAUCCAGGAGAGAGACGGCUUCAAAGAGGAGCUGCAGAAAGUCACCUGCCAGCUGCAGGAAAUGCAAAAAAAACUGUCUGAGGCGAGCCAGAAGACGAGCUCCAAGCAGUCAUUCCAGGCGGAGAAAAGUGAGGAAAGAGACUACAAGGCUCUGUUUGAGAGGGUCAAACAGGAGGAGUUUGAUUGAACUGCGUCAAAACGUCGGGCGGCGUCUUGUCUCCUCCAUGCCGGCUCUUGAAUUGGAUCAAGUGAAUUAUGAAUGUAACGUCAUCGAUGAAAUCCUGGAGCAAUACCUGUCCAGCUUAGAUUCCAACUGAUGCUUCCCCUCCCUCAAAAUAAAGAUAUUUUUUUACAGAUGAAAAAGGUGGAACGCUCAUCAUGAAGGUCCUGCAUAAACCUGGACUGAUGAAAAUGUCCCUUUCAAUCACAAAAACAAUAUUUUGUUUAUGGAAAGAACUUUCUUAAAAACGCUUGUAAAGCAAUUUCUUUUUUUUUGUGUGUGUUCAUACUAUCUUUACUUAAUGUUCCUAAAAGAACAUUAAGUUUCAUCUGAGAACCAAAUACAUGACUGUCUAUAUAUAUUAUCUUUUCUUUUUUACUCAUUUUGAACCCUUUUUAUUUUUUUAUUUUUAUACUCAAGCAAAAAAACUCCAGAUAGAAGAACUGCAUAUGAAAAACCCAAUAAUUAAACAUUAUUUGCAAAAGCUA
Messenger RNA from Oryzias latipes (Japanese medaka), 2633 nucleotides. RefSeq names its product MORC family CW-type zinc finger protein 3-like. Gene Ontology annotation, cellular component: nucleus; nucleoplasm. The record is from RefSeq and is a predicted model, not a curated record. Lineage: Eukaryota; Metazoa; Chordata; Actinopteri; Beloniformes; Adrianichthyidae. Gene Ontology annotation, molecular function: ATP hydrolysis activity; zinc ion binding.